Kwoniella shivajii is the source of this 918-nucleotide messenger RNA. RefSeq lists its product as uncharacterized. NCBI's taxonomy places the organism in Eukaryota, Fungi, Basidiomycota, Tremellomycetes, Tremellales, Cryptococcaceae. The record is from RefSeq and is a predicted model, not a curated record. The transcript has a single exon. The coding region runs from base 1 to 918 and encodes 305 amino acids.
AUGUCGUCUGGUAGCCAGUAUCGACCCAGUGAUACUGCAACCACUUCGUCUACCAUCUCUAAUGCUUCCACCGAUGGAAUAAGCCAAGAUCCAUUUCGCCCGACUGUCUUUGUUUCAAUCAAAGGCUCAACAGAUGAAUCAACAGGCCUUGAGUAUCAAGCUGGAAAAUGGCAUUAUAUUCCAAACAAUAAACCAUCUUCUUUAGCUCUCUUUGAUGACUUUGAGAAGGAAUGUCAUAACGCCACUCAAAAGUUGACGAAAGCGAUUUCAAAAAGAGUCGAACCAGUCUCUGAAAAGAAAUGGAUGGGUACUGUUCAAAAAGGGUUAGAUGAGAUCACGAGUCAAUCGAAAUACGCUUCUUCAGGUUUUAGAUCCGUUACUUGUACUGCACAGGCCAUGAACGGUUUACAAGCAGCUUAUGGACUUCUAGUUGAGGGUGAAAAGUCUGUCACACCUCCGUACGGCUAUUUGGUACUUGGUGUAAGACCUACAUCAAGGUCUAAAUCUCUUUGGGAUUCAUCUUUACAAACGAUUCAAAGUUUCUGCGGGAAGACGUCUGAGCCCAUUGAGCCUGAAGUCACCAAUGCCAAGCUCCUCCGACUGAGAACAGGCUUUGGUCCUAAGACAGAGCCCACUCAUCCCGCUAAUGUCGGCUGGGAUUACCUCGCUCGCAAGAACAGUAAUCUCUUUCCAAGUGUUCAUGUCGCUCAAAGUGUUUUGGGCGAUCAUCCAGGAUCUGAGAUCAUAACAGUUCCUGAAGCGGCGCUUGACCUACCAUUCUUUGAACGUAUUGAGAAUCCAGAUCUUCUUGAAGAGAUACAAACACCUGAAUAUCUUCAAGUCAGUCAAUCUGGAAACUCUAUAAUCAGUCUUUCUGGUACUGCAGCGAAUGGCGACUCUGAUAGCGACGUUUAUUAG